This is a messenger RNA of Camarhynchus parvulus, 658 nucleotides long. RefSeq lists its product as uncharacterized. NCBI's taxonomy places the organism in Eukaryota, Metazoa, Chordata, Aves, Passeriformes, Thraupidae. Gene Ontology annotation, biological process: spindle assembly. The record is from RefSeq and is a predicted model, not a curated record. Bases 1 to 612 code for a protein of 203 amino acids. The transcript is spliced from 4 exons. Gene Ontology annotation, cellular component: HAUS complex.
AUGGACCAGUACGGACCAGUAAUGACCAGUAACGACCAGUACGACCAGUAUGGACCAGUUGUGGGCGUGGUGCGGGCGGGGCCGGGCUCGGCCCCUCCCCCUCUGGAGGGGGCGUGGCUCCGUCGCCGGCAGCUGUUAGUGGGCGGAGCUCCGCCCCCCGACACAGGCCACGCCCCCUCUGCAGGACUGGCCCGGGAGAUGGGCGUGGCACAGGGGGCGCUGCUGUCCCGGGCGGCCAUCUUGCGGCAGCAGCUGCGCCAGGGGGCGGUGCUCCUGCGCCGGGGGGCGGGGCCUGCCCUGGGGGCGGGGCCAGAGCCGACGGCCCCGCCCCUCCACGAGGGCGUGGCCGAGCUGCUGCCCCAGCUGCGAUUGGUCAGCGACGGCUGCCAGCAGCGAAUCAGGGACUGGCCCCGCCUCCGGGAGCUCGUCAGCCAAUGGUGGGCCCAGCCGGCUCAGUGGGCCCUGGCCACGCCCUCUGGCCACGCCCCCUUCUCCCAUUGGCUGCAGCGCUGGAGAGCCGCCCACGCCCUGCAGGCCACGCCCACCCCCGAGGAGGCCCCGCCCACCGCGGGGCAGGGGGAGGAGCACGGGGAGGAGGCUCCGCCCCUCUGAGGCGCUCCGGAAGCUCUGAUUGGUGGGGAAUAAAAAGGGGUGGGGA